AUGACGACGCUCCCCGCGCCGAGAGCGACGUGGGCGUACCGAUGGGCGUCGAGAGCGUUCCCGACGUCGUCGUCGACGACGACGACGUCGCGCGCGUCACCCUCGAGCGUCGCGCUCGAGGCGUCGCGCGGAGGAGACGAAGGCGCGCGUCGUCGAGCCCGCGCCGCCCACAAUCAUCAACAUCGUCGACACCGUCGCGGCGUCGCCGCCGCCGCGUCGACGACGUCCGGCUCGGACGCGCCCGCCGCCGCCGCGCGCGUCGCCGCGAACGACGACGAGCCCGAGUCCUACCUCGACGUCGCGUCGCGGCCGUCGCGGUUCGAGGAGAGCGCGUGGGGGCCGAAGGACCUCUCCUCGAUCCUCCUCGCCGCGAUGCGCAUCCAGUGGACGCACGGCUAUCCGAACACGCCGCGCGGAUACCCGCGGCUGACGCACGGGUUCCACGAGUACCCGGCCGGGAUGCAGGCGGCCGCGGCGUCCAAGGCGCUCGAGGCGCUGCCGGGGCGCGCGCUCCUGGAUCCGUUCGCGGGCGGCGGCACGACGCUCGUCGUCGGCAUGGCGGACGGCAGGGCGACGAAGGGCGUGGACGUGAGCCCGCUCGCGUGCGCGGUCGCCGCGCACAGAGCGUGGCGGCCGAGCGGCGGCGACGCGACCCUGGCGCUGAUGCGCGACGCCGCGCGCGCGGUCGUGGAGAGGAUGGACGUCACCGCGGGGGAGAUGCGGAGAGAAGAGCGGGAGGACGCGAAGGCGGCGGCGGCGCGCGGAGAGGACGACGACGGCGAAGUCGACGACGACGACGGCGGCGGAAAGCGUAAGCCGGGCGGGGUCCCGAGGGACUGGCGCGUCGCGCAGCGCGCGCUCGCGGACGUCGUGGGGAACGCGGCUUCGAUCGGCGGCGGCGGCAGCGGCGGCGACGGCGACGGCGUCGAGGGCGCGCUGUGGCACUGCUUCGCCGUCGCGCUGCAGAGGAGCAGCAAGAGUAAAAACAAGCGGCGGCCGUAUAAGAGACAACGGAAGAAAGCCGCCGCCGCCGCCGCGGACUCGGAGACCGCGGACUCGGACGCUGCCGCCGCGGAGACCGCGACCGCCGCGGAGACCGCGACCGCGGACGCGUUCGCGCGCGUCGUCGACGAGUACUGCGACCGCGUUGGCGACGUCCUCGCGGCGGUGCCUCCGGAGACGCCGAGGGCCAUCAUCGUCAACUCCGACGUCCGCGGCGUCGACGCGAGCGCGUUUCAAACCGACGCGGUGCUCACGUCGCCGCCGUACCCCGGCGUGUACGACUACCUCUCUUUCGCGCGCAAGGUCAAGUCUGGCAGCGGCUCGGCCGCGGGCGGCGCGGCGGCGGCGGGCGCGGAGACGUACUUCCGCGACGCCGCGCCCGGCGACCGAAACUGGCCAGCCGCGUGGACGACGGGCGAGCUCGGAUCCAGAAGAGCGCUCCGCUCGGACCCGCGCGCGUUCAAGGAGGCGUGGCAGCGCGAGCAAGAGCAGUGGCUCGCGUUCGUGAGCGCCUCGCUGCGACCGGGGGGCAGGGCGGCGAUCAUGAUCGGCGACGGCGCGAACGUGGACACUCGGCUGAGUAUCGAGGACGCGGGCGCGAAAGUCGGGCUGGCGCGCGUCGCCGGGUGCACGAUGGCGCUGACGCGGACGAUGUCCGACGGCGGGGUGUGGUGCCAGGCGCGACGCGAGCACCUCAUCCUCCUCGAGAAGACGCCGACGCCGACGACGCCGACGGAGUGAGGAGGGAAGUCAGUAGAAAUUCUAUGUAAACGUCGCAGGGCUACGACGACGUCGAUCCAAUCACGCGCGAUUCCCGCCGCCGCCGAACCACCCGCCGCCUUCGCUCUUCUUGUCCUCCUGCGGGUACGCCUUGAACAUGAACACCCCCUCCACCAUCGUCUCAUCCUCGUCCGCAGCCUCCUCCAACACGAGCCCGAUCAUGUCCCCGUUCAUGAUCUCCACUUCGUCGUUCUCCGUCAACGUCUGCCACGGCCCUCCACCGAGCGCGACGCCGCUGCAGUUCUUCGUCGGGAGCCCCCGGACGAGCGCCGCGCCCGUGUGCGUGUUCGCGAUGACGCUCAGCUGCUUGUGCGAGAUCUUCUUCGAGUGCAUCCCGCCGUGCCCGCGCCCUAACGUCUGCGGGCCGCCUGUGAGGAACAGCUCGCUUCGGUCCGGGCCGAUGAGGACGCAGACGAAUCGCGCCGCCUUCACGGCGCUCGCGUCGAUCUGAGCAAUCUCCAUCGUGUGCCGGUUGAGCCCCGCGGCGCUGAGAUCUCUGCUCAUGUGAUGCGCGAGCGUGGACAGCUUCACGAUGUCUCUCUGGAGUACCUUGAGGAAGUCUCGAAUGCUGACGUUCGGCAUGACCUGAAAGUCGUCGUGUCUGAACGGCACGCCGUUCGUCUCCAUGUUUAAGAUCAUGUGCUCGAUGUGCUGCCGUUCGCCGUCGUCCUCGUACUU
Molecule: messenger RNA, 2460 nt
Organism: Micromonas pusilla CCMP1545
Lineage: Eukaryota; Viridiplantae; Chlorophyta; Mamiellophyceae; Mamiellales; Mamiellaceae
Product: DNA methyltransferase
Exons: 2
Coding region: 1-1743 (580 amino acids)
Molecular function (GO): DNA binding; site-specific DNA-methyltransferase (cytosine-N4-specific) activity
Source: RefSeq, a predicted model, not a curated record